Messenger RNA from Rhinolophus ferrumequinum (greater horseshoe bat), 2925 nucleotides. RefSeq names its product SH3 and cysteine rich domain 2 (gene STAC2). Gene Ontology annotation, cellular component: extrinsic component of cytoplasmic side of plasma membrane. The coding region runs from base 239 to 1462 and encodes 407 amino acids. The transcript has 12 exons. Gene Ontology annotation, molecular function: protein binding. Gene Ontology annotation, biological process: positive regulation of voltage-gated calcium channel activity; skeletal muscle contraction; positive regulation of protein localization to plasma membrane. NCBI's taxonomy places the organism in Eukaryota, Metazoa, Chordata, Mammalia, Chiroptera, Rhinolophidae. The record is from RefSeq and is a predicted model, not a curated record.
GACUGGGCGGAGGGGGCUGCCGGGUGCGGGGCUGGGACCCGCGGGGGAGGGAGGGGAAUGGGGGGCGGGCGCAGCGGACGGCGGUGCCCGCCGGACACGGACAGCUCCGUCGCUCCCUUCCUCGGCUCAUCCCCGCAUCCCCACUUCCCUCCUGCCCUGGCUCAGAGCAGCAUCCUCUGCAGACCCUCGCGGGCCUGCCGUCGGGUCUCGGUACCCUCUCAUCCCCUUUCCCCCAACCAUGACCGAAAUGAGCGAGAAGGAGAAUGAACCAGAUGACGCGGCCACCCACACACCCCCGGGGACCGUCUCUGCCCUCCAGGAAACCAAGCUCCAGAGGUUCAAGCGCUCACUUUCCCUCAAGACCAUCCUCCGAAGUAAGAGUGUGGAGAACUUCUUCCUUCGCUCAGGCUCUGAGCUCAAGUGCCCCACUGAGGUGCUGCUGACACCCCCAACCCCGCUGCCCCCUCCCUCCCCACCCCUGGCAUCCACAGAUAGAGGCCUGCCCACCCCAGCACCCUCCCCCUGCCCAGUCCCGCGCCCCUUGGCAUCACUCAAACCAGUGAGGCUGCACAGCUUCCAGGAACAUGUCUUCAAGAGAGCCAGUCCCUGUGAGCUUUGCCACCAGCUCAUUGUGGGAAACUCCAAGCAGGGCUUGCGGUGUAAGACGUGCAAAGUCAGCGUCCACCUCUGGUGCUCUGAGGAGAUCUCCCACCAGCAAUGUCCAGUCAAGACGUCCUCCUCCUUCCGCCGCAACUUCAGCUCCCCCCUCCUGGUGCAUGAGCCACCACCAGCCUGUGCCACAAGCAGAGACUCCCCACCCACUGGGGCCAGCGGGAAGGUGGACCCCAUCUACGAGACCCUUCGUUAUGGCACCUCCUUGGCACUGAUGAACCGCUCCAGCUUCAGCAGCACCUCUGAGUCCCCCACACGGAGCCUGAGCGAGCGGGAUGAGCUGACUGAGGAUGGGGAAAGCAGCAUCCGCAGUUCAGAGGAUGGCCCUGGAGACAGUGUAUUCACAGCCCUGGCCGAGAGUGAAGGGUCAGUACCAGAGAAGAGCCCUGGACAGCAGCCCCCUAAACCUCCCUUGCGGAAGGACGUGGGACCCAUGUAUUCCUAUGUUGCACUCUACAAGUUUCUGCCCCAGGAGAACAAUGACCUGGCUUUGCAGCCUGGAGAUCGCAUCAUGCUGGUGGAUGACUCCAACGAGGACUGGUGGAAGGGCAAGAUUGGUGACCGGGUUGGCUUCUUCCCAGCCAAUUUUGUGCAGCGGGUGAGGCCAGGUGAGAAUGUUUGGCGCUGCUGCCAACCCUUCUCCGGGAACAAGGAACAGGGCUACAUGAGCCUCAAGGAGAACCAGAUCUGUGUGGGCGUGGGCAGGAGCAAGGAUGCUGACGGCUUCAUCCGCGUCAGCAGCGGCAAGAAGCGGGGCCUGGUGCCAGCCGACGCCCUGACCGAGAUCUGAGAGGAGCCAAGAGAACCCAGAUGCCACCCCUGCACAUGCCUGGCCCUUGCUUCUCGCCCUGGGUCGGGGAGCAGGCAUCUGCCCACACUUUUUCUCCCUCUGCCUCUCUCCUAGGGGCCACUCACCGUGGCUUGGGAGCCUUCUGGUCUGAGGAAGGUGUUAUUUCUUGGGUCCUGAGGAGGUGCUCUGGGACUUGGGGGUGGAGGAGAAAGUGAGAGGGAAUGGGGAAGCUCAUUAGGUCUACCCUGUACCCAGGCACCCCCAGAGCAGUUGCUGUGCUGAGUCUAGCCCUGGGGGGCAUUCCUGGGGAACUUCUUUGCGGCUUCUUCCAGAGCCUCCCAGUGCCCACACCGGCUUUGCAUGACUGACACCUGCCUUUCCCCUCAGAGCCUCUGCUUGGGUCUGUGUGUGUGACCAUGCGGCUGUCCCUUUGGAAGUGGGGCCUUGGGAAGGUUCCUUCCCUGACCCUCAGCUAUCUGUCCUGGGUUGGGAGGAGACUCAGCUAUGGCACGGUCCCGAGUCCACCUCCUGGUCUCACUGCCUCUGUCACUCCAUUAAUUCUCAGGAAAGUUCUGCAGGAAUCUCUCCCAUUACUUGAAAUCUGGGCAGGCAGAGGAGGGGAGGGCUGAGGUCCGUGGAGUGUGGCAAAUCAGAGACUGUCCCUUCUAGUAGAACAGUCACCAUAGAGCAGCUUCACCCUACCCUUGUCCACUGGAAAAGGACAUCCAAGAACAACCGGAACACAGAAACCCAACUGAGAACAAAAAACUGACCCAUGCUUGGUCCAAACAGCCCCCAUUUCACUGUCAGGACUCUAAAAGCCCCCAGCAGCAGGACCAACCAGCUCCGGGAUCCUCAACAGGCUAGCCCCAGGAGCCCGGCCCUCAGACUGACCUCUAAAUGGCCCUUCCUCACCCCGCUCUCUGGGCGCUGCGGGCAACAGGAUUGCUGGGUUGCGGUUGCCGGGGUCCCUUUUCUGGCUGUAUGUGCAUCCUUGUCCUGGACAAAGCACCCUGGGAGGAAGAGGGAGUGAAAGAUGAGGAAGGUGGAUCAUUCUGUUUGGACACCAGGAAAGGAAGGGAGCAGGUGCCCUGGGGAUAGGGUGGGCACACGCAAAGAGGAGCCCUUCCUUGCAGGUUGUUUUAUUCUGGUGCCAACCUCCCUCUCCACCCCCAGCUCAGAGCCUCCUCUUGUGCCCUUGAUCGUGCCAGCUGAUGCCAACCCCCAUCCUGGGCACAGUCACGCCCUCCCAUGCAGUGCGAGGGACACAUCCUCCUACCCACUGGCCCCUGCCCCACUUCUCCCCUGCAAAGGGGGGUUCAAGCCACACUGCCCUGUUUGCUGCCAUGAGGCCCCCUCAGCAAUAUCCCAGGGGCGGGCCCUAUGCCCACUGUACAUGAGGCUGCAUGAUGGGUCUGCUGGGGCAUUGCUGAGCCCCCAGACUCCUAAUUAAAUGUUUCUUG